Molecule: messenger RNA, 10407 nt
Organism: Lonchura striata (white-rumped munia)
Lineage: Eukaryota; Metazoa; Chordata; Aves; Passeriformes; Estrildidae
Source: RefSeq, a predicted model, not a curated record
AACGUUGAGAUUUAAAUGCAGCUGUUGCUGCGUAAAGGAGAUGUAAUUUUUACCUCGCUGCCCUUCACCUCAACAGGAACACCUGAUGUGUCUUCUAGAGGGAGGCGAGGGUACAGCAAGGCAGUAGGAAUAACGGGGCCGGGGCCAGCGCCCCUCCCCAGCGGGCGCCUUGCCGCAGAGCCUUUCCCAACACUUCCCGCAGCCGUUCCCGUCCCGGGGAGCGGGCGGAGGCACGGCCGCGGCCCCGCGCCGCCGCUCGGGCCGGCGCUGCCGCCUUCCCGCCGGCGCCGCCGCCUCGGCCGUUCCCUCAGCCCCCGCGCCGCGCCGCGCCGCGCCGCUGCGGGCCCGCCCCGCGCCGCAGCCGGCGGGCCGGCAGCUCGGAGGCUGCUCUCCGUCAGCAUGGUUCAUCACUCGGGCUCCAUCCAGUCCUUCCGCCAGCAGAAAGGUAUGAAUACAAGCAAGAGUGAGACAGUGAAAGAGCACCCAUUAAAACCUUCUAGAAGAUCUAUGCCAUGCCUUGCCCAGAGCCAAACACAUCCUCAGAGCCUGAGUAAGCAUUCAUCAUUUCUGCAGCCAAACUGUGUGCAGCCACAGCUCCAGCCCCAGCCCUUGAGUGCAGGGACAUCAGCAGCUGCAGUGGAUGUAGUGUCAGAACGAGCUAAAGUGAUGGAGACUUUGGAAAACAACUUGCUUAAGCUGUCUAAUACAGAAUAUGGUGACCCAUUUUUAGGCACACAGUUUGAGGUGAUUGGGAGUGGGGCUGUGGCCGAUCCUCAGUGGGUGCAGCUGCGCAGGACAGAUGUAGGAAAGGACAAAGAUACAUAUACAGAUGAUUCAGAACAUGGGAAUUAUGAUGCUCGUACAGAUCAGUCAUUGCUUAUUCAAAAUAAGCUCACCAGGCAGAAAACAGAACCUCGAACUAAGUCAUCGUUAAAGAGUGACACCAUGGCAUCAUUAGGACUCUUCUUCAAAGAUGGCAAAAAGCGCAUUGACUACAUCUUGGUCUACAAGAAAUCAAGUCCACAGGUAGAAAAAAGAAGCACAUUUGAGAAGAAUUUGAGAGCAGAAGGGCUGAUGUUAGAACGGGAGCCAGCUGUUACCAACAGUGAUAUCAUGUUCGUUAAAAUUCACUGUCCGUGGGAGACAUUGUGCAAAUAUGCAGAAAGAAUGAACAUCAGGAUGCCUUUCAGGAAAAAAUGUUAUUACACUGACUGGAGGAGCAAAACCAUGGGCAGUUUGCAGAGGAAUAUUAGGGAGCUGAAAAGCUGGUUGCCAAGAAAUCCCAUGAAGCUGGAUAAGGAGGCCCUGCCUGAUCUGGAGGAAACAGAUUGCUACACAGCCCCCUUCAGCCGUGCUCGCAUCCACCACUUUACAAUAAACAACAAAGAAAGCUUCUUCAGCAAUUCCACAAGAAGUAGAAUUGUGCAUCAUAUGCUACAGAGAACUAAGUAUGAAGAUGGAAAAUCCAAAAUGGGUAUUAAUAGGUUACUAAAUAAUGGAACAUAUGAAGCAGCAUUUCCACCACAUGAGGGAAGCCACAAAAGCAGGCAUCCCAUCAAAACACAUGGAGCACAGAAUCACAGACAUCUCUUGUAUGAGCGCUGGGCUCGAUGGGGAAUGUGGUAUAAAUACCAGCCUCUUGAUUUAAUCAGGCGAUACUUUGGUGAAAAAAUUGGACUGUAUUUUGCCUGGCUGGGAUGGUAUACUGGAAUGCUUAUUCCUGCUGCUCUGGUUGGGCUCUUUGUUUUCCUCUAUGGAUUAUUUACAAUGGAUUCCAGCCAAGUAAGCAAAGAGAUCUGCGAGGCAAAUGAAACCAUUAUGUGUCCUAUGUGUGAACGCAAUUGCACACUACAAAAACUCAAUGAAAGCUGCAUAUAUGCCAAGGUUACACAUUUGUUUGAUAAUGGAGGGACUGUCUUCUUUGCAAUUUUCAUGGCAAUUUGGGCAACAGUCUUUCUAGAGUUUUGGAAAAGACGGAGAGCUGUAUUGACUUAUGAUUGGGACCUCAUAGACUGGGAAGAUGAGGAGGAAGAGCUGCGUCCCCAGUUUGAAGCUAAAUAUUCUCAAGUGGAAAGAGUAAAUCCCAUCACAGGAAAACCUGAACCUUUUCAACCUUUCCCUGAUAAGCUCAGUCGACUGAUGGUGUCUGUCUCAGGAAUAUUCUUCAUGAUUUCACUGGUCCUUACUGCAGUGUUUGCAGUUGUGGUGUAUCGGCUGGUAGCCAUGGAGCAGUUUGCUUCUUUCAAGUGGUAUUUCAUCAAGAAGUAUUGGCAGUUUGCAACAUCUGGCACUGGAGUCUGUAUCAAUUUUAUGAUCAUCAUGUCACUCAAUGUUGUGUAUGAAAAAGUUGCCUAUCUCCUGACAGACUUAGAGCAUCCUAGAACAGAAUCUGAGUGGGAAAACAGCUUUGCCUUGAAAAUGUUCCUCUUUCAGUUUGUCAACUUGAACAGCUCCAUCUUCUACAUCGCCUUUUUUCUUGGCAGAUUUGCAGGCCGCCCAGGAAAGUACAACAAGCUUUUUAACAGAUGGAGGCUGGAAGAGUGUCAUCCUAGUGGCUGCUUGAUAGAUCUAUGCUUACAAAUGGGAGUUAUUAUGGUUUUAAAACAAAUGUGGAACAACUUCAUGGAACUAGGCUAUCCUUUAUUACAGAAUUGGUGGUCACGACGCAAAAUGAAGAGAAAAGGGCAAUCAAUGGAGAAUAAAAUUUCUCUACCUCAAUGGGAAAAAGAUUGGAAUCUGCAACCUAUGAAUCUCCAUGGUUUAAUGGACGAAUAUUUAGAGAUGGUUUUACAGUUUGGCUUUACCACCAUUUUUGUUGCUGCUUUCCCCCUGGCACCUCUCCUGGCACUGCUCAACAACAUCAUAGAAAUCAGGUUAGAUGCAUACAAGUUUGUCACUCAGUGGCGAAGACCCAUGCCUGCAAGAGCAACAGAUAUAGGUAUUUGGUAUGGAAUUCUGGAAGGAAUUGGAGUUCUGGCUGUCAUCACCAAUGCCUUUGUUAUUGCCAUUACUUCUGAUUACAUUCCACGUUUUGUCUAUGCAUACAAAUAUGGUCCCUGUACAGAUCAAGGGUACAGACAAGAAAAAUGCUUAAAAGGAUAUGUCAACAGCAGUUUGUCAGUAUUUGAUUUGAGUGAACUUGGGAUGGGCUACUCAGGAUACUGUAGGUACAGAGACUACAGAGCCCCACCAUGGAGUUCAACUCCAUAUGAAUUCACUUUGCAGUUUUGGCAUGUCCUGGCAGCACGACUGGCCUUCAUCAUAGUAUUUGAGCACCUUGUUUUUGGAAUAAAGUCUUUCAUUGCCUACCUAAUUCCAGACAUACCGAAAGACUUGUGUGACAGAAUGAGAAGAGAGAAAUACCUAGUCCAGGAAAUGAUGUAUGAGGCUGAACUGGAACAUUUGCAAAGAGAAAGGAAAAAUAAUGGAAAACAGUAUCACCAUGAAUGGCCUUAGUCAUUACCAAGCUGCAACAAAAACACUGUUUGAAAUUGGAGAGUGAAUUUACAAAAUGAAGUCAGUCUGGCAUCAGUGUGAGGUUUGGUGAUGGUGUAUAUAUGUUCUUGCUAGGCAGUACAGUUGCAUAUUUUGGUGGCCACUGAGAUGUUUCCAGUGAUGUCAAUGAAAAGCCUUACCUGUAACUGGUCUGUGAUGAGCUCCAAUGACAAUUGGCAUUCAGAAAUUUGUCCAGAGUGAAAAUCUGGACAUUGUUUUAAAAACAGGCAAUGGAUUUUCAUGCUGUUUAUGAAGAUACUAUCAGUAUGAUGGAAACAGAAAAUUACCUGUGAACCUAUAGAGUAACGGCAUGACUAAAACCAACUUACGUGAUCUACACUACUUCUACAGCUUCUGAUUGCUCUGCUCUAUCUGUAAUAACUCUAAAGAAAAGAGCAGUUGUUGCCUUUGUGGCUAUAACUUGAUCCUUCAGGCUUACUGUUUUGUCAGGUUUGUCCUAGUCUCUUGUUGAGAUUGUGGAUGUGGUCCUACCCUAAAAAAAGGGGUCUGUGGCUGCUAAAUAUAUACUAUGCAGUUUGAGAUUUGCACAUCAGUAUCAUUAAUUUACCCAUCUUGAAAACCAAAAAGUCCAAAUUCAGAAAGAAAACAGCAGCACCAGGAGAAGGUAAUUUUCUGUUUGAAAAUUACACAGCUGUUGAUUUGUCUUUGCACUUUUGUGUGUGAAAGGCCAUCUCCACAUGCUUCCAGAAUGAAAGAACUGUCAUUUUCAUACUAUGUUACUGUUCCUCUUGAUCUGCCUGGGCAAUGAUUCCAUGACUUCACAGAGUGCUAACUUGAAAUACUCCCAUGCAGUGCAAAUUAUUUUCUUUUCAAAAUGCAAUUAUAUCUUUAUAGGAUGCAAGCUUCUGCUGAUAUAUAUGAGACAUACAGUAUAACAUCGUGGCUUGCUUGUUCAGGGAAGGAGAAGAGCAACUUGUAACAAUGUUCUUCUUAUUGUAAUAGUAAAUAUUGUUGUAAUGUAUGCUUCUUUUAUUGGUCUAAAUAUGUCAUAACAUUGGAGCUGGCUACAGGCAAAUAUGUAUACAGAUUGUAUAUAAAUGCAUACACACGCAAUGGUUACUCAUAGAUUUACUAUUAUUAUUAGUAUGUCCUCGUACACUUUGGGGAGGAAUUUUUUGAUAAAAUCACUAAAAAAGUAGAUGUUCAUUGAAGCAUCAUAUUUUAGUUUUUAUGUGCAAACAGCAUACUGCAGUGUUGCUUGUGGUUAAUAGUCACAUUUUGGUGAUGAAAUUGUCUGUUACUAACAUUUCAUAAUACAGGAAAAGCACUUCAUGUUUAAACAAAUUUGAAGGGAUACCUUGCAGGGAAGGGAAUGGAUAAACAGUGUUACAGUUGUUCUGUUUCUCUUGUACAAUUUUAAAUAAUGCUUCUCUGUAUUGGAUGAGAAAAAUCUGAAAAACAAAGAGUUAGCAAAGCACAGUAGCUACAAAGUCUACAAAUUUUGACAUUAUUUUUAGGGAUAAAGCUGCAGCAAAAUCAUGUGUCAAGUAUUCACUCGUAUUUAUUAGCACAAUAAUAAUAUUUCAGUGAAAUAAUCUUAUUUCACUGAAAUUAAUUUCAAGAGUCAAGAGCCCAUCAAAGUAGUUAACUAGGAUUUGUUGUAUCCAGAGAGCCUAACAUCAGACUUUUAAGUUCUUCAGUUGUUUCACCACUUUAAUGAGAUUUCUUGGUUAAUUUCAGCUCCAUUACAAGCAAGACAAGGCACUUGUAGGGGUAUCUAUAGUACUGCCUGAAAGGAGGAAAGAAAUUUGAAGAAAAAUUUGAAGAUCUGGCCCAAUCAGGUACAUUGCCCAUUCACUCUGUGAUAAAGGGCUGAUUGAACUCGGCUUGCCGUGUUUUGGAAAGGCUGUUUCAUUCCUUCAUAUUCUGGGUUGUGCAUUAAGUCCCUCAGGAGUUGUUAUCAGAAAAAAAUUACUGCACUCUCUUCAGUGCUAAUAGAAUCACAAGAUUUGAUUUAAUUUAUUGUCUCUCUGUCUCAUUCUAUGGACUGUGAAGCACUGUUUGACAGCUUUUACUGUGUCACAGUUUUUAUUUGUGUGCCACCUAGUGAUAAUUGAAUGCUUCAGAAGGUCACAAAUGAGCUCUUUCCAAUAUUUUCUCUAAAAACAAAAUGUCUUGGCUGGGCCAAGUUAUAAAGGUGUAGGGUAAAAUUAAGCAAAAAUCAGAAAUAUUAUUUUAUACUUUCUUGUUUCUGCUAUUGAUAUUGGCACGUGUCAAUACAUACCUAGGCAAAUUCCAAUUGGACUUGAAAAACCACAUUAAACAAUCUUUUUGUAUUUGAGAUUUGCAUGCAUAUAUAUUUAUAUAUAUAUAAUGAUUUUUUUUAACACUGGAAUGUAGAAGUAUAUGAAAGGCAAGUAUGUAGAUCUGACAUGGUGCAGUUUAUGCACUGGGAAAGCACAAGAAAUUUGGAGAAACACUCUGUGUGUCCUUUACAUUUGGAGGACAUCAACAGUGUGUAAAGGUCUUGCCACCAUCUAGCCAGUUGCUUAAGCUCAGAAACUUUUUUCCUAGAUUUUGCUCAGUAUGCUGUUUCCAUUGACUGCAUGUUAUUUUCCUAAAGAACAAGGCACACACUGUCCUCAGGAAUAAUGUAUUUUUUGAAUGGUGAAUGAUCUUUUAAUAUGCUAAAUAUGGUCUUUUCAAACAAAUGACUAGUAUGACUAGACUGUGCAUGCAGGCUGCAUUUGUGAAAUUUGACAAAGCUUUAGAACCUCAGUUUGUGCAAAUAUGCUUUAGAUCAUUGCAGAUCUAAUCUAUGAAAAGUUUGCUCUAUGCAUGCACCCUUAGAGAGACUGCAUGAGCAACUAGAUUUUUUAUAUACAAAGUAUUUGUUCAAAAUGUGUCAAUUAUUCUUAACCAAAUUUUGCAUCUUGUUUCAGACAAAAGAAAUUUCCAUUUCAGAAAUGGCACCAAGUCCAGAUAUGUGAUAUACACCUCAUUUCUUACAACUUUUUAUUCUAAAUUUGUGCCUAAUGUGUGAGAUCUGAAUUUUGGUGAAUAAAAAAAGGAAGAUAAGGAUUCUGUUUUACUGGCCAUCCUAAUGAGAGGUUCCCCUAAAUUUGUCUCUACAAAGAGGGAGGCAUUAAGAGUAUUCACAGCUGAGUGCUGAGGCUUGCCUGAAUGUUCAGCUCAGGCUCCCACAGCACACUGAUUGAGAUAUUGGAUAUUCCCUGGAUAUUUGGAAACAAGGCAAACCUUAUAAUGAGUUCAGUAAAGCCUUGGAAACUGUCACCCAUGGCAUUCUUCUGGAGAAAGUGGCAGCAGGUGCACUCUUAGCUGGGUUAGUGCUGGAUGUCCAUGCCCAGAGGGUGGCAGUGAAUGCUGUUUAUCUAGCUGGCAGCUGGUCAGGAGUGGUUCCCCAAGGGAACCAGUUCUGUUGGGGCGAGUUCUGUUUAAUGUCUUCAUCCAUGAUCUUGACAAGGGGAUCAAGGGUAUCCUCAGUGAAUUUGCAGACAAUCCUGAGUUAGGUGGGAUUGUUGAUCUGCUGGAGGCCAAGAAGGCUCUGCAGAAGGAUUGUCUCCCUGUAUGUGAGUGAGGCCACACAUUGAAAUGUGUGUCCAGUUCUGGGCCCCUCAAUUCCAGGCAGACACUGAGGUGCUGGGGCAUGCCUAGAGAAGGGCAGUGAAGCUGGUGAGGCAUCUGGAUAGAUUAAAUCAUAGGAGGAGUGGUUGAAGGAGCUGUCAUUGUUUAGUUACAUGAGGAGGCUCAGAGGAGUCUUAUCACUCUCCACAACUACCUGGAAAGAGAUUGUAGCAAGAUGGGAGUCAGCCUCUUCUACCAGGCAGCUAGGGACAAGACAAGGGAACAUCAUAUCAGGCUGCUCACAGUGAAGUUCAGGUUGGACAUCAGGAAGAAUUUUCUCAUUGAAAGCAUUGGAAUGGGCUGUCCUGGGAGGCGGUGGGGUCAUCAUCCUUGGAAGUGUUCAAGAAAUGACUGGGCAUGGCACUUACUGUUGUGAUUUAUUUGUCAUGGUGAUAUUUGGUCAAAGAUUGGACCUGAUAACUUUGGUGAUGUUUUCCAAUGUUAAUGAUUCAAUUCUUUCUUAACCCUUUUUGUUAAAGGAUUUAUAGAGAAAAUGGUGACAGGGCUAAAAUUUCAAUAGCAAUGAUGAAUGAUAAGUGAGCUUUUGGUUUUUUUUGUUAGAUGUUUCUGUGGAAGUGCAUAUCUUCACUAAUAUGAAGUACACAUCAGCUGUGUGCCUUUCCAACAACAACUUGUCAUAAAUUGUGUUCUGAGGGACAGUUAGGUUCAAUUAUGCCCUGUGGAAAGCUCAAAAGGAAAAUGUUUAGACAGACUGGUGAAUAUAGGUUAGUAGAUAAAUACCUUAAUGGAAAAAUUAAUAAAUUUCAAGAAGUUUCCUUCAUAAAAAGUUAUAUGGAAGGAAAAAUACCUUGGGAAACAUAGCUUCAGGGCAAGUAUUAAUAUGGAGAAAGGCAAAAAUUUUGAUGUUUUAUUCUUAAUGUGCCAUUAAGAUGAUCAGUCUAAUCAUAUGGAUAAUGCACAUCUACUCUUUCCUUGCUGUGGCUUACUCCACUGCAGACUCCAACUAAGAGUGUUACCAGAGAGAAUUUCUGGAGCCAUGGAAUCUAUUGGUGUUACCUGUCAAGUCCUACAUGGCAUUGUGGGACUUAGCAAACUUUUGCAAUAUGUCACAAUUUGUUUGGAGGCAAAUUAGUAUAGUUAGCCUGUAACUGUCACCAAUUUUCUUUGAAACUAUUAUAAACUAGAUUUUUUUGUAUAUACAGGGCAAUAGCCUUAUCAAUAAAACUCAUUUUAUACAAACGGCUACUUAUGAAUGUGAUAAAGUUGAUGGAAAAUUUAAAAAAUAUCACAUUUUCUAUUUAGCUUCUAUUAAGAAAAUGGACAGAGAUAAAAAUAGUGGUAUCAGUAAUCACUUAAAAUGCAGUAGUACUUCCAGAAGCAUUAUAUUUUUUUGGAAUCCUCAUAAAGUGCUGAUGUUGCUUGUUUAGGGGUAAAGUGUGAAACAAAUAAAAGGACAGCAUUUCAUAAUGAUUAUUUGAUGUUAAGACUGAAUCUAGAAUUCAAAUAGAAUUCCACUUCUAGAUAGACAUUGAUUCCAAUGCAUACUUUUUCUGACUAAAAUGCAUACAGUGACACUUUUUCAAAGUGUUUUAGUGAAUUCUAACCUAUAUUCCUGUAGUAGAAAAUCUAGUAGCUUAAAAAAUUUCCCAAGUCCUUUCAUACUUAAUCUCAUGCCCGCAAAACACAUGUUCCUCUGAGGUCAAAUUCAGCAACCAGCAUGUGGAGGAUGAGAUUGAGCUGAAGGCAGCAAAGGGCUCCUGUUCACUCCAGCAAGUUUUGUUCCAGAAUUGCAUCAGGCUCUGCAAAAUAAGGGUUUGAGGAUGAAGCAUGGGGACAGGCCUCCGGAUAUUUUCUUUUUUUUUUUCUCCUUUGGCUCAUUCUUUAUUUAUUCUUGUUGUUUUGUUGCACACUGCCCUCUGGGUGACAGUCCAAUUUCCAGGACAAUUCUGUUACAGCAGAUUUUUUUACAGGCUGUUUUUGGAUGUCCCUUACUGAGAUGCCAAACAAAUCUGUUUGGUGCUUUUUACAAAUUGGUAUGCCUUGGUGGGAUGAAGCAGUGUGAGGCAGGAUGGGGCACCUCUACCUGUGCUGUUCCUGUCCUUUCAGUCACUUCCCCAAGCACCAGAGUUUUUUCUCAUUGUGUCCCUUCCUACACAUGCACAUACACCCUAAAUAUCCUAGUUGUAUAAUUUUUAAAUUUCUAUAAUGGAUUAGUUUUGACAGUUUUUAUCUGAUAUUGCCAUUGCAAAUGCAUUUACUAGAAAUUUGGAUUGUUGUAAGCUUGCCAUUACCAUAAUAGCACAAUGUUACCAUCACAGCACAAAGUUAUAAUGGCACAACAAGUAACAGUAGGGAAAUAACUGCACUAUUCCAUGGUAUACAGGAACUUUUUAAAUCUAGGACCGGGAUGUAGUCUUGAAAUGUAAUUGUGUAUUUCCUCUUCACUGCACCCAAAAUGACUUUGUGUGAGUUCUGUUGGCUCAUUCUGUCUUUUUGAUACAACCUCUGUAUUGCUAGCUGUUCUCUGGAGUUUGCAUUCUUACUGGUAUGAGCUACUUGUUAUGAUGCAACAGGGUGAGAAAUUAGGGUUAAACCUAAUGGAGUGUAAAGCUAGUGAGAUUUUAACCACUGAGAACGUGAUGAUUUUUCUUUUAAUAAUGAAUAAAAAAUCAGAUCACAUUUUCUUUUCAUGUUCUAUUUAAAUUACUUGGAAUUUCGUAUUGAAUAAUCUUCCAACCAGUUUGCUCUAAUUUUUACCUAGAGUAGUAUAACUGAAAUGUCAGUUCUUGGAAAUAAUCUCAUGUAAAAUCUAACUGAAUAAGAUAGUUCAGUCAUUUUUUUACUCUGAUAGUUCUGGCUAACUUGCAAUAUCAUAGUCAUAAGAGAUUUCUUAAAAUGUGUAUAUAUUUGAAAUUUAUGCAAUGUUUAAAUACAACUUGAUUUCUAAGUAAGCAGUAAGAACAAAAUUUCAGCUAUUUUUUCUACUCAUAAAUCUACACUUUGUAAGUAAUACUUAAAUCAAGUUUACAGUAAGAGAGAAUGUUUUUGGAGAAAUCUACUUUUCUGUGCAAAAGCUGUAAGUUCCUCCAGCAUGUCAGCUUUCAGUUUAUUUUGUAUUUUAAGACUGCUUUUACAAGUAUCUAUGUACCCUAGAAGUAAAAGAAUUCACUGAGGAAAAAGCUGUAAAUUUGAUUAACUAUUGUAAGACACUCAUGGCAUAAAUUUGUCUUUGGGAUGCUGUUUACUUUAUCAAGGUUUACAUAUACAAAUGCAAUUACUUGCUGUAUCAUGCACAUUUGAUUAUUACUUUCUUUUUCAAUAAUAAACUUGGAUAUCUUUGAAAAA